Daphnia pulicaria is the source of this 651-nucleotide messenger RNA. RefSeq names its product p53 and DNA damage-regulated protein 1-like (gene Pdrg1). The transcript is spliced from 2 exons. NCBI's taxonomy places the organism in Eukaryota, Metazoa, Arthropoda, Branchiopoda, Diplostraca, Daphniidae. The coding region runs from base 224 to 613 and encodes 129 amino acids. The record is from RefSeq and is a predicted model, not a curated record.
GUUUUGAAUCAAACUCUAAUAUUCAAGAUAUCAUGCAGAACAGUUAUAAUAAAAUAAAAAGGUAACAAAAUUACUGAAGACAGAAACAAAUAAACAAUACAAAAUUUGGUUCUUUUGAUUUUGUUCGUCAAUUUUGGCAAUGGGGCAAAAUGAAUAGCAGACGAUACAACAGCAAACAAGAACAAUCUCUUCAAACUUUCAAACUAAACAAAAAGAUUGUGCUAUGGAUUUCGAAAAGACACGACAGUUGAUACUUCAAACUGAAGCUGCUGCCCAAGAGAUUUUUAUCACCAGAGACGAGAUAGUAGCAUUGGAUUUCAAGCGCCAAAAAACACGGGAAGCUUUUCGGGCUUUGAAAAAUGGCUUGGAACCUAGUGAAAAGGCAUGGGUGUCGAUUGGAAAUAUAUUUGUAAAAAUAAGGACGUCCAAGGCGCAAAACUUGUUGGAACGAGAGUUAAAAGAAGUUGAUCAAGAGAUAUCUGAACAUCGCAACAAGCUUAAAGAACAAGUGAAACAUUUGAGAGAUCUUGAAGGGAAACCAGAACUGAAAGGGUUUGAUUUAAAACCAAUAUCUAAAGAAGCUGAGAUUAUAAUGCAAGCACUUUCUAAGUGAAGUCUGAAUAUCAUCAAUAAAUUAUUUUCUGUGAUUAA